Penicillium macrosclerotiorum is the source of this 1071-nucleotide messenger RNA. RefSeq names its product guanine nucleotide-binding protein subunit alpha gpaB (gene gpaB). The transcript is spliced from 6 exons. Gene Ontology annotation, biological process: adenylate cyclase-activating G protein-coupled receptor signaling pathway. The record is from RefSeq and is a predicted model, not a curated record. Lineage: Eukaryota; Fungi; Ascomycota; Eurotiomycetes; Eurotiales; Aspergillaceae. Gene Ontology annotation, molecular function: G protein-coupled receptor binding; G-protein beta/gamma-subunit complex binding; GTPase activity. The coding region runs from base 1 to 1071 and encodes 356 amino acids. Gene Ontology annotation, cellular component: heterotrimeric G-protein complex.
AUGGGGCUCUGUUUCAGCGCCGAGUCCGCGGGGGAUGCGGAGCAGAAGAAGAGAAGCCAGAUGAUUGAUCGGAAGCUCGAGGAAGACUCCAAACGGCUACGUAGGGAAUGCAAGAUCCUCUUGUUGGGCUCCGGAGAGAGUGGCAAGUCCACGAUCGUCAAGCAGAUGAAGAUUAUUCACCAGAAUGGCUACACGGUUGAAGAGCUGGCUCUGUACCGGUUAACCGUUUACAAAAACCUGCUCGACUGUGCCAAGGCUCUCAUCGAAGCAUACCAUCAUUUCUCGCUCGAGCCGAGCAGCCAGAAGGUGCAGGACUACAUCGCCUUUUUAGAAGAAUACCACGUGGACCCCGAUCCCAAUACUCCCCUCGAUGCAAAAGUCGGAGAUGCCGUCACAUAUCUCUGGAACGAUCCGUGCACAUCAACCGUCUUGGAACGCCAAAAUGAAUUCUAUUUAAUGGAUUCCGCGCCAUAUUUCUUCGAGGAAGCCAAGCGAAUAACAGCCUCUGACUAUAUUCCCAAUGUGUCCGAUGUGCUUCGAGCACGUACGAAGACCACUGGUAUAUAUGAAACACGAUUCACCAUGGGUCAAUUGAGCAUACACAUGUUCGACGUUGGUGGCCAGCGCAGUGAGCGAAAAAAAUGGAUCCAUUGCUUUGAAAAUGUCACCUCCAUCAUCUUCUGUGUCGCUUUGAGUGAAUAUGACCAGACCCUCUUAGAAGAGAGCAAUCAAAACCGUAUGAUGGAGAGUUUGGUUCUUUUCGAUUCGGUGGUCAAUUCUCGGUGGUUCAUGCGGACCAGUAUCAUCCUCUUCCUGAACAAGGUGGACUUGUUCCGACAAAAGCUACCUCGCUCCCCAUUGAGCAAUUACUUCCCAGACUACUCGGGUGGUAACGAUGUCAACCGUGCGGCCAAGUAUCUCCUUUGGCGAUUCAACCAGGUGAACCGGGCACAUUUGAACCUAUAUCCCCAUCUCACCCAGGCGACCGAUACCACCAAUAUCCGACUGGUCUUUGCAGCGGUCAAAGAGACCAUUUUGCAGAACGCUUUGAAGGAUUCUGGCAUUCUAUGA